Molecule: messenger RNA, 2048 nt
Organism: Mercurialis annua (annual mercury)
Lineage: Eukaryota; Viridiplantae; Streptophyta; Magnoliopsida; Malpighiales; Euphorbiaceae
Exons: 6
Coding region: 162-1736 (524 amino acids)
Molecular function (GO): zinc ion binding; nucleic acid binding
Source: RefSeq, a predicted model, not a curated record
CUAUUAGAAGCAGAGAAAUCCUCCAAGAUAAAUAAAGGAGCGCAGCCCCAAACCCCAGGUUUUGCCCUAGCUCUAAGCUCCGCUCACUUUUUUCCGGUAUCAUCCUCAGUCCGCUUAUCCCCCACUCACCGCACAGUAAUUGGAUUUUAAUUUGUGUUAAAAUGGCAACACGGCCGGAUUUAGACGACGACGAUGAUGAUUUUAGUCAACUUUACAAGGAAUACACUGGUCCUUUAGGGUCAAAUGCUAAUAGUAAUAGUAAUAAUGCGCAAGAUAAGUCAAAAGCGAAUAAACGGUCUCUAGCGGGUUCUGAUGAGGAGGAAGAACCUCGGGACCCGAAUGCUGUUCCCACUGAUUUUACUAGCCGGGAAGCGAAAGUUUGGGAAGCUAAAUCGAAAGCUACGGAGCGGAACUGGAAGAAAAGGAAAGAAGAAGAAAUGAUAUGCAAGAUAUGUGGUCAAUCGGGUCAUUUUACUCAGGGAUGCCCCUCAACUCUUGGAGCGAAUCGGAAGUCGCAAGACUUUUUUGAAAGGGUUCCUGCAAGAGAAAAACAUGUAAAAGCCCUGUUCACUGACAAAGUCAUACAGAGGAUUGAAAAGGAUAUUGGCUGCAAACUCAAAAUGGACGAAAAAUUUAUAAUUGUUAGUGGCAAAGAUAGGUUAAUUCUGGCAAAAGGUGUUGAUGCUGUUCACAAGGUGAUUAAAGGGGAGGGUGAUAAGAAGGGCUCCUCUAGUUUCCACAACAGCAGAUCUAGGUCACCUGAGCAGAGUCCUGUUGGCUCGCGAUUGCGACGCUCUGAAUCGGAAAGAUCUUAUUCAGGUCACCCACGUGAUACACCACUGUAUCAGCAAAAGUUUGGGAGACAAGAUAAUAAGAUUGUGGAAGAUCGUGUUCAUGAGGAUUUGCAAAAGUUCAGAAGACAAGAUAAGACUGUGGAAGAUCGUGUCCGUGAGGAUCUGCAAAAGUUCGGGAGACAAGAUAAGAUUGUGGAAGAUCGUGUCCAUGAGGAUCUGCAAAAGUUCGGGAGACAAGAUAAGACUGUGGAAGCUCGUGUUCGUGAGGAUCUGCAAAAGUUUUCUAGAGGUUCUCCACAAGCUUAUGGUAAUGACGGCGGUAGAAGUCGCUCAAGCCUUUCUAAAUCUCCUGCACGCCCUCCUUAUGCUGGAAAUUCAUAUGGUACAUAUGAUGGUCACAAUCACAGUAUGGGUUAUAGAAAUGAUGGGCAGGAAACAGAGAGGCGAGGACCUGAUUUGCAAUCUGGCCAUCAAUUUGAGUACCCAACUUUCCCUCAGACAUUAGAGGAACUAGAGUUGGAGUUUAAGAGGGAAGCAACAGAACUUUGUAGAAUUCGUGACAAGGAAGAAGAUGAUGAGAAUAUCAAGCAUCGUGAGAUUAUCUGGGAGAUGAGAGAGAAUUACAUGAAGAACCUAGCUAUUCUGAGGGGCACACAUACAAGACAGUGGGAGGAGUUUCUUCAGCUGGAUUCUCAGAGGCGCCAGCAACAAGUUCGGCAGCAAAUGCCUGCAUCAGGCUUUAGCGGUUAUAAGCAGCCUACAUAUUCUGAUUAUGAUGGCUCUUCAGCCAAUCCUCAUUAUACUGGGACUAGUUUACCAAUGGAUUCGAGGACCAGGUACUCAAAUCAUGUGGAAAGUUAUCCUUCUAGGCCACAUGACAAUUAUGGUGAGCUCCAGCGUCAGAGGCGUGAGGAUUUUGGGAAAGCUUACAAUCGAUAUUAAGUUGGUAUACUAAAACUGAUACCGGCUCCAGAUCAUCGUCCCGUAUGAGUUAAUGCACAGGGGAUGCUUUGAUGUAGGUAAGUAUGGUGAUUGUGAUAGACCUUAAGAAUGGAAUGAAUUAGCAUAGACUAUGGUAUGAAUUAGCAUAGACUAUACCACUAGAAUUGGUUGCGUUGCGUUUAAUCAAUGUUUCAUUUUAUGUGAAAAACUUUCUUGCUGAGUGAGUUUGAUGUUCGUACGUAGGGUAUUGCACACUUGUUAGUUGCAAACUUCUAUCUGGAUAUUCGCAUCAAUGGGGUUCUCUUUAAUUUU